Molecule: messenger RNA, 2331 nt
Organism: Cyclospora cayetanensis
Lineage: Eukaryota; Apicomplexa; Conoidasida; Eucoccidiorida; Eimeriidae
Exons: 18
Coding region: 1-2331 (776 amino acids)
Biological process (GO): proteolysis; pseudouridine synthesis
Cellular component (GO): membrane
Molecular function (GO): pseudouridine synthase activity; serine-type endopeptidase activity; RNA binding
Source: RefSeq, a predicted model, not a curated record
AUGUGGGCCCUCGUCGAUUGGGCCUUGCCAGCCACCAGAAAUUACGCACUAAAUGCAACCCACAAUUUCAUCACCACAGCAACAAGGCAAAAUUUGAUUCCUUUGCCUGCACCCUUCACGCGGCCGCCAAGGAACGUGGGGCCUUUUACCCUCGGCAAAUGCUUCAAUGCGGAUGUUGCCGAUAACGAUUGGACGCCUGAGACUGCUGCCAAAGGUCGCGGGCACAAACGCCUACCCAGUGCCUGGUACAAUCUCAAUAAAGUGAAAGAGAGCUCAUUAAAAUCCGAGAUCAGAGGCGAAAGCUUGUCUACGACCGACAUUACAUCUACCAGAUUUGCUGAGAUCGGUGCACGCGAAGGAGCAGGAGUACAGGACGCACCAAGUACGAUUACUUCGGAACAAGCGAAAUUUAAAAGGGCGACAGGUAGAACGCUACAUCCACAGCUAGGUGAAAAACCUGACGCAUUUGUAAGCUUGGGCAGCUGCGCAGAGGACUCAAGGACACCUUGGCCAGCUAACAAGAAGCUAGUGCUAUUUGCAGACGAGGAUUUCAUCGCGAUUAACAAGCCAUCUGGUGUAGCUCCCGAGAGUCUAGCCGUACGCAUAGGCACAUGCCUCUGCAGUUCUAAUCCCAAGACACAAAUCAACGCCUAUGCCCUGUACAUUGCAUACUCCCUUGAUCCUGGAGAAUGCUCUAGAGUUGUAUCUGCGGAUGUCUCUGAAUGUGCCGCAGCACCAGCUACCCAAGUUAUUGAAUACCAGCCCCUAACCUUUUUUGAAAGGGGCAAUCUAGCGCUCGCCCGAGGAGCAGCAACAGUACUGGUGCCUACGGUGGUAGUUCACGGUGGCCACUGCAGCGGAGCGGUUCUAUUCUGCCGCAGUCGCGCAGGAGCGGCGAUCUUUCGCAAGGCUAUAGCACAGGGAGGCUCUGGGACCCAGCAGUUACUGGCGAUCGUAGAAGGACCUCCUCCUGGCCGAAGCGGGGUUGUAAAGAUCCCUCUGCGCUAUGACAAGGCGCUAGGUGCUGCCAUCCCAUGUGCACUCCACUUGGGCGGUUCCGCUGCUCUCACAAACUGGACCCUUUUGGGCACUGCAAAGUGUCCUAGCGGCCAUAGAGACGACACUAUCAACACUGACAGCUACAAUCUCGGUCGAAGCGUCUUAUUACUCCUUCUAGAAACGGAUUUGGGAGGUAUUCCCGAUCAAAUUCGUGCUCACUGUGCUUUUGGACUUCAGUGUCCACUCAAAGGAGACAAGCUGUACAUGAGGAUCCUGCACGGCUGGCGCCAGGCACAAGGCCAUCACGCAGACCCAAUAGGAACAACACUUUCAAGUUCACCCUAUCAUAGCCAGCCCUCAAGCUGGGCCGCUACCCUUGCCCAAGCCGCUAACCCUUACUUUAAAGCUUUUCCUGGAGAUCUAACCUCAGUUCCCCCUCGUGGGGUACCAUCACGGUUCAGCGCAACAAUGGCACACAUCCACACUUUGGCCGAUCUUGAAAGGCAGGACAAGCCUUACAGCCCACAGAUGGCCUCCCAAACAUCUGUGGGCGGGGGAAACGCGUUCCCAUUCAUGAACGGAAGCAGCCCUCCGUCUUCGCGAAAUGUGCUGGAAUAUUUGUUUCCUCACUUCAGCUUCAAGCACUGCGUUUUCAUUAUCACAAUUAUCGAUGUAGUCAUAUACAUCGCUUCAGUGGUUUACGAUCACUCCAGAGGCGACGUGACGAGCCCUUCCCAGCAUGCUCUCGCGAUGUUUGGCGCAAAUAUUCCCGAGGAUAUAAGCAGGGGCCAGUUUUGGCGCUUGCUGUGUCCGAUAUUUCUGCACAACAGCAUAUUGCAUCUACUGGUCAACGCCUACAUGCAAAUUCGUGUAGGAGCGGUGCAGGAAGCAAAAUAUGGCACCCCUCGGAUUCUCAUUGCGUAUCUUGUGUGCGGCAUUCUGGCAAACUUGAUAUCCAACGCCGUUUUUUUCUGCAACGUGCUGAAGGUCGGGGCGUCAACAGCUAUAUUCGGCCUCAUUGGAAUUGACCUUGCACAACUGGCAAUAAUUUGGCCAGGCGUAGAAAAUCGGCGUCCCGUCAUCGCACAACUGCGGAUGACCCCCGUACUCUUUUUUCUCACUGGCGAGACUACGAGGUCGAGAGGGGCUGUGAAUGCUUCACGGAGUGGUGGUGUUUUAUCGGAAGCCCAAAAUAACGACGGGGACGACUACAUGGGGAGCGUUGUUCUGCAGCGACCGUCAAUGAAAAAUAUAGCGCAGAGGGCUGCCAAAUACUGUGCACGAAGGCUGGCGAUGACACUUGAGAAAGUGGCGCACUUCUCCCUGGCCUAA